GGGUUUCACUUUCAGUGGUCUGUAAAACAAGAACUUGUUUCACGAGGUGCAGGGGAGUGGAGGCUUUCGAGAUCCCCAUCAUGAAUUUAAUCAUAAUUUUUCUUUACGGCGUCACAAACCUUGUCACAAGCCAAAGUAAUGAUACUUUUCCUGCAAGGAUCCUGUCCCAGCAGAAAACUAUCAGCGAGAACAGUGACCUUUAUCUAACCUGCAGCACAUUUGGGAAGAAAAGCAUCACAGUUUAUGUUUAUUUAUGCAAGGAAGAGAUUGCAUUUGAUAAGAAAAUGCAGAAACAAGAUCGACAUGACACCACCUUCAUCAUACAGAGAGUGAAACAACACCACAGUGGGAAUUACAGCUGUUUUUACUCCUUAAAAAAUGAUUUACCCAAACAAGCUAGCAUGAGAGGACACAACAUCAUUGAGAUUCUAGUUAUAGCCAAUUUUCUCCCUGGAGAUAUUUCAGUAGCCGGGGCAUCCACUGUCAACGAGGGAGACUAUGUUGAAUUCAGGUGCACUCUUUCGGUCACCCUGCAAACAAUCAGAGAAUGUCAGCUCAUCCACUCGUACCUGUGGAGAAAUGACUCCAUCCUGCAGGUGCAAACAUUUAAUGUCUCAAAGAUGGAGGCUAUUUUCACCAUCCAGGGCGCAGCCAUGAGAGAUUCAGGACAUUACAGCUGUGUGGUGCUCCCAUCUACAUGCACCAAGAAGCAUGAGGAGAUCUAUGGAAACAAUGCUGUAAUCCUAGAGGUCAAAGGGAGUCUCUUCUUCCAAGUGCUUAUCUCUGCUGGAGUGAUAAGCCUGAUUGUAUCUCUGGGUCUGGGUCUCUGUCUUGGUUUGUGGUGGAUCAACAAACAAGGAUCAGCCUCAGCUUUGUGCAACCUUAGUGCACAGAUACAGCAGGAGCAGCAGGCAGAAGCAGACAAUAUGGAAACAGAGGAUGAUGAAUCUUUCAGCACGGAGGAUGAGGAGGAACAACAGUAAGUAAUCUCAUCAAUUUUGAUUAAGAAAAAUGUUUACCCCAGUGCCUUUUAAUAAAUUAGAUUUUUUUUAAAUCUGUUAUAUUUGAAUGUUUAGACAGAGUGACUUGUUAGAAAACUUUUACAGUUCAUCUUGCUUUAUUAUUAUUAUAACUUUUAUUAUUGUUGUUAUCUAUUUGCAACAUUUUGUCAGGUAUCAGAAUGGCAUGGUGGCUGAGGAAGCUGACAUCUCGGACCCUGAAGAGUAUGAUGACUUGUACAGUGUUGUAGAUGAAGGACCCCCGAGACAGGAUUUGUAUUCCAAGUCCAUCAAACUGAACAAAUUCCAGCAUUGAUUAAAUUUCACUUCAGUGCAUCAUUAUACAACCUGUUUGUUCUGUUUCUGUGUAAUCUGUGUUGUAAGGGUGAGGGUUUUAUUUUCUGCCUUCAUUUCUUUCAUUUUAAAUAAAUGAAUGAAUGUGUUAUGUGGAAUAUUAAACAGCUUUGUCAUAGUCUAGUCUAUCAAAACAGAAAAUAAAGCUGAUUAGCUCAUGUCAAAUUUAAACAUGGAUCCUUUUUUUUCAUUAAACCGACUUAUAAACCUUUAUAUCAGUUGAAUUAAAAGAAUGGCGUCUGCUGUAUUGAACUAUAAGUGCUUGAUAAAAUAUACAGAAGUUUAUCAUUUGAGAGAAAGAGAAUGACUAGAAGAAGAAAAUGUGUUUUGCUUUGUAUUGAACAACAUGGAAAGCAGAUUGUAACACUUGACACGUGUUAUCAGACACAUAUGUUGUUGGUUGUAUCCUUUGUCUAUUCAUGUAAAUAUUAUGCUUACAGAAAUAAAUCAUAUUUUUCUGCUGA
Molecule: messenger RNA, 1816 nt
Organism: Labrus mixtus (cuckoo wrasse)
Lineage: Eukaryota; Metazoa; Chordata; Actinopteri; Labriformes; Labridae
Exons: 9
Coding region: 81-983 (300 amino acids)
Source: RefSeq, a predicted model, not a curated record